AUGGAGAUACCUAUAAAAAACAUCAAUUUCUCUGUAAGACUGUCUCUGACGGCGUUAAGAUUGACAGGCUUUUGGGCGCCACAAGGUUUGGUGGGUACUGGGAAAUUGCUUUACAUCUUGUACGGAUUCGUUUCGUUUAUGUUUCUUUUAGGAACAUAUCUUAUCAUUCAAAUAGUGGACUUGUAUCUCAUAUGGGGAAACCUUCCUGCAAUGACGGCCACGUCGUUCCUUCUGUUCACGAAUUUGUCUCAGUCAAUUAAGAUAUUCAACGUAUUGGCGAGGAGGGAGAAAAUACAACAAAUUAUUACUGAUGCUGAUAUCAUUCUCAGGGGAGAAAAGAGUUCUGAAGGGCAAGCUAUAGUAAGAAGCUGUAACCGGGAGACAAGGUGGCACCAAUUUAUAUUCUUCAUUUUCACCUUCUUCACCAUCUUCGGUUGGGCGUCUAGUGCGGAGAAGAACAAAUUGCCUCUUCAAGCUUGGUACCCUUACGAUACAAGCAAAUCACCAGCAUACGAGUUAACGUAUCUCCAUCAGAUACUGGCUCUGUUUUUAGCCGCGUUCCUCAAUGUGAGCAAAGACACCCUAGUGAGCACACUCAUAGCGCAGUGUCGGUGCCGCCUGCGACUGUUGGGGCUGGCUUUGAAGAACCUGUGUAAUGAGAUGCAUCCUAUUGACGAGGAGACGUCAACCAGAGUAUCUCUCAAACCAUCUCCAUAUACGCUCAUGCUGUCGCAAGAACAGGAGGUGCUAGUCAAGAGGAGACUCGGUUGCUGCGUGGUCCAGCACCAGAAGGCGCUGGAGGCAGCCAACCAGCUGCAGCACUGCUUCUCAGAACCGACCUUCGUCCAGCUGGCCGUGUCCCUGGUUAUUAUAUGCGUGACAGCGUUUCAGAUGACCGCGCAAACAAGUAAUCCGAUUCGAUUGCUCUCGAUGUGCACCUAUCUGCUGAACAUGAUGUUUCAAGUGUUCAUCUAUUGCUAUCAAGGCAAUCAACUUUCCCUGGAGAGUGAGGAGGUGGCAGGCGCAGCGUACGAGUUCCCCUGGUACGCCUGCAGCGUGCCUGUGCGACGCUCCGUCAUCAUCCUCAUGAGGAGGUGCCGCCGCGUCAGCAAGCUCACGGUUGGCGGCUUCACCACGCUGUCUUUAGCUUCUUUCAUGGCUAUAUUAAAAACAUCGUACUCCAUGUUCACGCUGCUACAGCAAGUCGAUUCUAGAAAAACAACUGUUUCUUCCACCUGGUUUAUAACAACCGGUUACAGCGCUAUAUUAAGGAUCGACGUUACAUUAAAAGUUUACAUUCUAUCAAAAUUCAAAAUUGGAACUACAAACAUGAAGAUUUCAGAUAACAUUAACUUAUCUUUAAAAAUCACUCAGACAAUAUUUCUGAUGUUCGGGCUAUGGCGUCCACAAUAUUUGACCGGAUACCAAAAGCAGCUUUACAAUUGUUAUUCAUUACUAUCGUUGAUGUCUAUUGUUGGUACGUACAUCAUCGUGCAAGUCGGGGACCUCAUCCAGGUGUGGGGCAACGUGCCAUACAUGACCGGCACCAUCUUCCUGCUCUUCACCAACCUGGCUCUCGCCACUAAGAUGAUAAACGUCAUGUGGAGGAAGAAACUGAUUCAGCGUAUGAUGGCGGAGUCUAACCAGGAGUUGUCCAAUGAGAGCAGGCGCGCGGGCCGGUCCAUCAUUGAGAGUUACGAUGCCGAGACGACUAAGCAGUUGUGUCUAUACUUCUCACUGUCGAUGAUGACAGUGUUCGGCUGGGCGUCCAGCGCUGAGAAGAAUCAACUGCCCCUGCGAGCCUGGUAUCCAUACGACACAUCUAAAACACCGGCUUAUCAAUUGACGUACACGCAUCAGUGCGUCGCAAUAUUCCUAGCAGCAGUUAUCAACAUCUGCCUUGACACCGUCGUGACGUCACUGAUAUCUCUCUGCCGCUGUCGUCUGCGCCUGCUGAGCGUGUCACUCACCACUCUGUGCGAUGGACUCGACAUUGCCGAUCACGGUCUUUUGACCGCCGCGAGUGAGGCAGUGGCAAGCAGACGCCUGCGACGUUGCGCGCGGCGACACCAGGAUGUGCUGGCGCAGGUGAUGCAGCUGCAGAAAUGCUUCUCCACGCCCAUCCUGGCGCAGUUCUCUGUCUCCAUGGUCAUCAUAUGCGUCACCGCGUACCAGCUCGCCUUUGAGUCUACCAGUCUAGUUCGCGUGAUAUCCAUGGUGGCUUACUUGGUGGUCAUGAUGCUGCAGGUGUUCUUGUACUGUUACCAUGGCAACCAGCUCGUUGAAGAGAGCGAAGAUGUGUCCACUGCCGCGUACGAGUGUCCCUGGUACUGGUGCAGCGUUUCCCUGCGCCGCUCGCUGCUCAUCGUGAUGACGCGGACGCGUCACGCCGCGCGGCUGACCGCUGGUGGCUUCACACAACUCUCGCUCGCCUCCUUCAUGUCUAUUAUAAAGGCGUCGUAUUCCUUCUUCACUGUGUUAAAACAAGUAGAAACAUAAUUUGAAAUAAUAAUAAUAAUUUAUGUCUGCUUUA
Bicyclus anynana (squinting bush brown) is the source of this 2533-nucleotide messenger RNA. RefSeq lists its product as uncharacterized. Gene Ontology annotation, biological process: sensory perception of smell; detection of chemical stimulus involved in sensory perception of smell. The transcript has 18 exons. The coding region runs from base 1 to 2499 and encodes 832 amino acids. Gene Ontology annotation, cellular component: plasma membrane. The record is from RefSeq and is a predicted model, not a curated record. Lineage: Eukaryota; Metazoa; Arthropoda; Insecta; Lepidoptera; Nymphalidae. Gene Ontology annotation, molecular function: olfactory receptor activity; odorant binding.